Molecule: messenger RNA, 630 nt
Organism: Hevea brasiliensis (rubber tree)
Lineage: Eukaryota; Viridiplantae; Streptophyta; Magnoliopsida; Malpighiales; Euphorbiaceae
Exons: 2
Coding region: 81-521 (146 amino acids)
Source: RefSeq, a predicted model, not a curated record
AGUUAAAUAAUUAUAUUUUAAUUAGUUUAUCAAGGUUAUGUAAUAAAAAUGUACCUUUUAUUGAAAAUAUUUUAUUCUAUAUGUUCAGGUUAAUGGGUGGAUCUACAAUCGCUCGGAUGAUUACAAAUACCUUUAAGCAACGGAUCGACACUGAGGGUGUCAACUGGAAGGCUAUAUCAGAAGAGACAAAAGAAUUUUACUGGGAAGAAUUUAAGAAAAAAUGUUGUUGGGAGUCCUUCGAAGAAGCAGGGAUAAAGGCUGCAUGGAGAUCAAAGGCAGCUGUAUGCUACAAGGACAUGAUUGCAGAUUUAAAGAAUAUCAGGAAAAGGCCCUUAUAUAUUUCUGAAGAAACUUGGGCAAAAUUUGAGCAGCACUGGAAUGACCCCAAGAUCAUUCAACGGUCAGAGAUAUAUUCUAGAAACCGCCGUGGUGCUGCAAAUGCUCAUAGACCGUCCACCCACACAGGUGGAUCCAUAACAUAUGCUGAAUGGUCUAAUAAAUUGGUUAGUAUUUUCACAUAAGGAAAAAAAAUUAUGGAUGGUUAUUGAUGGAAAUAUGAUGUAAUGUGAUAAAAUUGUCAUGAAAAAUAUUACAGAUUGUUGUGCGAUUGAAUUGUGAGAUUUUUGUUAA